AUUACAGAACAGCUCCAAGCAGCUCCCCAGCAGCCAGGCAGGACAGGUCUGUGCUUGAGCCCUGUGGCUGCCUGGUGGUGACAGGGUCACUCUGAGCCCCAGGCAUGGAGGCUUUUUCCCACCUGGGAGCUGCCCCGGGCUGAGCUGCCUUCGUGGGCCUGUAGGGAGGGAGCCUGCCGUGUCCUGUGAGGGUCCUCAGGUCCUAAAGCCAGCAAGAGCCACCGGGCCCCAGGGAAUUUGUUAACUUGUGGUCAGCUCAGAAAGGAGAAGCUCCCAACAGGGGAGCGCUGGGGACGGUGCCCACGAGAAGAGGCACCCACUGCUUGAGAGGAUCCUUCAGAGACAUCGGCUCCACGCUGGAGACACCACGGUCCCUGGGGACAUGGGUCCUGCUCUCCUCCUGCUGCUCACCACGGCUGGCUUCUGGCAUGGCUCAGCAUCUCCAGUGAUCAGCCCUGACCUCCCUGCUCUGGUUGUCAACACGGGUGAUCCAGUCCUCUUGCACUGCUCAGGAGAGUCUGAAGUUGCAUGGAAUAGCAAAAAGAAUACCUUCAGUAACCACACCAUCAGCACGCUCAGCAUUCCCAAGGCCACUUACAGGAACACAAGCACCUAUAGCUGUGGUUACGUCAACAGCAGUGACAAGGGCAUUGCAGCCAUCCACCUGUUUGUGCGAGACCCCGAUAACGUGUGGUACACCCCCCAGUUCCGCGUCCGGGGAAUCGAAGGUGGGAAUGUUGAUCUGCCCUGUCUCAUCACGGCCCCCGAGUACGGAUCCAACGUGACUCUGAUAAUGGAUGACGCCUCUCCUCUCCCACCUGGGACCAACUAUUCCUUCAGUGCUGAGAAAGGAGUUAGGCUCUACAAUGUGCAAAGCAGGCAUAAAGGUUCUUACCGAUGCCAAGCACAGAUAAAUGGAAAAAUAAAGAAUUCAUCAAGAAUAAGAUUGGUUAUGGAAGAAGCACUGGAGAAACCUGUGUCAGUGAUGAUGCACCCCGCAGACCAUGUGAGAAUCGUGGGAGAACCUUUUCGAGUCACCUGCAGAGUGAUUGCUCCUUCCCACAAGUAUGACAUCAGAUGGGUGACAGCAGCAAAGACAGUCACGAGAACUAAAAGGACUGACUUUGCAAAUGGUAACUACUUCAUCAAUGACACCCUGUUCGUUGCAGCCGUGACCAUGGAAGACAGUGGGAAGUACAUCUGUAUAGCUAACAAUUCAGUGGGAUUCAGGAAUGCCUCAACAAUGCUUCAGGUAGUAGAGAGAGGUUACGUGCACCUGAUCCCAGGGCAAGCCACCAGCCAGGAGGUUGCUCUUGGAGAGAGUGUGAAGCUGCAGGUCCACAUUAAGGCUUACCCAAAACUUCUCCAGGGGGUCUGGGAACACACGAAUCCCUUAAAGAACUCUAAACCCACCAUAUUGGAGGGCCAAAUGAUCUCUGGAAACAACUGGUACAACAACACACUCUUCCUGAACCGCCUCAAGGAAGCAGAGGGAGGGUUCUACACAUUUCAUGCCCUCAACAGUGUGACCAACGAAUCAGUUACCUUCAGUAUCUCUCUGAAAUCUUCUCCAAGGGUCUGCAAAAUCAAGGUGCCAGCCGAUGACCCCAGCAUCCUUCAGUGCACGGCCAUCGGGUACCCUGCCCCACACAUCGAGUGGUACCAGUGCCCGCUGCACUCGGACAGGUACAGUGAGGAGUACAGAUUGAUAAGGAAUGACUCCAGACCCCAGGUGGUGAAUAUGUUGCCCUUCCAAGAGGUGGAGGUGGAGAGCAUCAUCCUCUUCCAGGAGCUGGGUGACAACUUCACCUUCUGCUGCGUGGCUGUUAACGGGGAAGGGAACGCCUCUGACAUGUUUCACUCACUCACCAUCACCAGGAGCAUCGUGGCCCUUCCAAACAAGCUCUUCAGCCCUGCUCUCUCCUCCUGCAUAGGCACAUUGGUGCUGCUGCUCCUCAUACUCCUCUUCCUGCUCUACAAGUACAACCAGAAACCCAAGUACCAGGUGCGGUGGAAGAUCAUUGAGGCCUGUGAAGGCAAUAAUUACAUCUUUAUCGAUCCCACUCAGCUGCCAUACAAUGAAAAAUGGGAGUUUCCAAGGAACAACCUCCAGUUUGGAAAAACUCUUGGAGCAGGAGCCUUUGGAAAAGUGGUAGAAGCCACAGCUUUUGGGCUGGGCAAAGAAGAUUCGGUGCUCAAAGUGGCUGUGAAGAUGCUAAAGGCAUCAGCAGACACGGACGAGCAGGAGGCUCUCAUGUCUGAGCUGAAGAUCCUGAGUCACCUGGGGCACCACGAGAACAUUGUUAACCUGCUGGGGGCGUGUACCUGUGGAGGCCCAAUCCUUGUCAUCACCGAGUACUGUCGCUAUGGAGAUCUGCUGAAUUUCCUGCGGAAGAAGGCAGAAUCCAUAAUUAUCCAGGAUUCUGCCCUGGACACCUCUUUAGACAGUGCUGCUGAUUACAAAAACAUUGAGCUAGAGAAAAAAUACAUCCGCAGUGACAGUGGCUUUUCAAGCCAGGGUUUGGAAACAUAUGUUGAAAUGAGGCCCGUGUCGUCAUCAUCAUCUUCAGCAGCAUCAGAUUCUGUGCAAGUCAGGGGGAGAAGCUUGGAGGAAGAAGGUGAAGCCAGGGAGGAUCUCCGUCCUCUCAAUCUCUCUGACCUGCUACAGUUCUCCAGCCAGGUGGCCCAGGGCAUGGCAUUCCUCGCAUCAAAGAACUGCAUCCACCGUGACUUGGCAGCCAGGAACGUGCUCAUAUCAGACGGACGGGUAGCCAAGAUCUGUGACUUUGGCCUGGCCCGGGACAUCAUGAAUGACUCCAAUUAUGUUGUGAAAGGCAAUGCCCGCCUGCCCGUGAAAUGGAUGGCUCCAGAGAGCAUCUUUGACUGCAUUUACACAGUGCAGAGUGAUGUGUGGUCUUAUGGCAUCCUGCUCUGGGAGAUCUUCUCCCUUGGGAAGAGCCCCUAUCCUGGCAUGGUGGUGAACAGCAAGUUCUACAGCAUGGUGAAGCAGGGAUACCAGAUGGCCAGGCCUGACUUCGCUCCCUUGGAAAUGUACAGCAUCAUGCAGGCGUGCUGGAGCCUGGAGCCCACACGGAGACCCACCUUUGACCAGAUUGGCUGCUUCAUCCAGAAAGAGCUGGAGGUGCAUAAGGAACAGGACUACACCAACCUCCCCUCCAGCGCUGAGGAAGACAGUGGCUGUGACACCUCCGGCUGCUGUGAGGAGUCCUGCGAGCAAGAGGAGAGUGGGCAGCCCCUUCUCAAGGGCAACAACUACCAGUUCUGUUAGGUGGGACCUUCACCCUGGGGUUGAUCCUUGUCCUGGCUCCACAGAGCUCACCCUAGGACACAGACACCUUCUGCUUUGGCCUUCUCUGUGCUUUCUGAAGUGUGAGUGUUACGGACUCUCUCACCAAAAGGAGAGCGAAGGACUCACCAUGGGGUCCCUGAAAUCUUAUCUCACACAUAGCAUAGAGUUGUUAGGAUGGUAACAGGCUCCAUCUCUACAAGGUACACAGAGGUCCCCAUCACCUGCCUCCCCAUGCCCCAGAGAAGGCUGUGGGAGUUUGGGUUUUGUAGUUUUUAAAAAAAUACUAGUCACAGGAAGUGAGACAUUUCCAAGCGUCACUGACAUCACUGAACCCUUGUGUUUUAUAAGCACACCUUGAAAUAUGUCUUGGCACUGGAACUACACCACACAUUCUCCUGCUGGUCCUGCUCUCUUCCCUUUGUCAGUCUGACCCUGGACACUGCAGUAUGUUUAGAUAUAGAUAGCUUCUACAUAGCAUUAAACGUGCAUUAACCCCUACACUUCCUCCUGCAAUCCACCUCUCUGCAGCUGAUGCUUCUGCAGGGAGUGUUUGGGUGAAGUGAGCCACAGAGCCAACCCCAGGGAUAUGUGAACUUGUGCCCCACUACCAGGACAGAGGGACAGUUCUUUCUCAGGUAAAAGAGAAGAAAACAGUGCUCUUCCAUGAGAGCACUGAACACAACCCAAACCCAGGAAAGAAUGGCAGCUUAAAGAGGUCUAGAAGUUAUCAACAUUACACAUAUCCUACAGAACUUCUGAGUUACUGAGCAUGUAGCAAUCACUGCCUUUGUCACUAUUACAGACCUGUACUAAAUUUCCUAAAUGUACUUUCAAUAGUGCAACUGAGGUGAUUUUUUUCAUAAGCUAGGGUCUAAUGCCCUUCAACCUAUUUCUCAGUUAGCUCUUGCUCAGGGUUAUUACUGCCCCAGCCCCCCACUCCUGUGUACCUACCAGAAGCUAAAGAACCUUCUUAGCUUCAGCUGACUCGGUGGGUAAAGGAUCUCUAUUCCAGGUACAGGCAAAUUGCAACUGACAGGGCUCAGACAAACACAACUGCACUGCAGGUGGCCUUUGUCACACUCUGAGCAAUUGCACUGUGGGCCAUUCCUGAUUCUAUUAAACCCGGUUUUAUGCUAACACCAAGUGAUUCAUUCCUCCUUACUAAAUGAAAAGCUAAUGUAACUCUAUCUGUCAGCAUUAUAAAAAAUAAAAUGAGUUAACAAAAUGA
Messenger RNA from Hirundo rustica (Barn swallow), 4538 nucleotides. RefSeq names its product colony stimulating factor 1 receptor (gene CSF1R). NCBI's taxonomy places the organism in Eukaryota, Metazoa, Chordata, Aves, Passeriformes, Hirundinidae. Gene Ontology annotation, biological process: cell surface receptor protein tyrosine kinase signaling pathway; multicellular organism development; cytokine-mediated signaling pathway. Gene Ontology annotation, cellular component: signaling receptor complex; CSF1-CSF1R complex. The coding region runs from base 383 to 3289 and encodes 968 amino acids. The transcript is spliced from 23 exons. The record is from RefSeq and is a predicted model, not a curated record. Gene Ontology annotation, molecular function: macrophage colony-stimulating factor receptor activity; ATP binding; cytokine binding.